This is a messenger RNA of Vollenhovia emeryi, 4393 nucleotides long. RefSeq names its product PDZ domain-containing protein GIPC3 (gene kermit). Bases 3293 to 4384 code for a protein of 363 amino acids. Gene Ontology annotation, molecular function: protein binding. Lineage: Eukaryota; Metazoa; Arthropoda; Insecta; Hymenoptera; Formicidae. The transcript has 6 exons. The record is from RefSeq and is a predicted model, not a curated record.
UGAAACGAUAACGAAUAGGGUGUAAGCAUUCGCGAAGUCACUUUCGGCCGUAAUAUUAUCUGCGUUCUUCCCGUCUCGGAAUUCUCAUGAGCGAUUUUAGACCCUAAAAUACUUAAAUAUUAUACAUAAAUACUUAUAUAAAUAUAUAUAUAUACACUUAUGUACAUAUCUUAACACAUUAUGGACUGGUAUACUUAAAGAAACUAAAGCAUAAGGAGCCAACGUGAUGCGUACAAGCAUCCUGCUUCGUUACAUGUUUAUGAGACUACGUUACUGUUGUUACGUAAUGCAUAAAAAGAAACGACGAGUACAAAUUACACCGUUGUUCGAUUGUCUACGUUCGCGGGCAACUGUACGAAUUUGUGCGACCUGUCCACAAUGUGUUAAGUCGAAGAGUCUAGACUCGAGAUUCCGCGAGCGUUACGUCGCGCGCAAAUUAGAGACUAUAAACGUGUUAAUUCCAAGCGAUUCUAUAUAGACUGAACUUUUUCUAUAGUGCAUUUGAGUUUUUUUGUUGACAAGUGCGCUAUGUUGUUACUGUUUGUGCGAGGUGCGGUGCGUUGUUAUGCAUUUUUUUUUAUUCGAUACCUUUGGACAAUACUCGAGCGGUGCUGGGCGAUCGGCGCUUAUUUCUGGAGUACUCGGCCCUUGGACAAGAUGUUAUCUCUCGCGACACGUUGGAUACACUCGACGAAAGAUGCCACCAUCUUUCUUGAUGCUCGAGACUUCUUAGAGACUAUGUUAAUAAUGAUAGAAUGGCCCUAUUCUGUUUACACGGGCCCCACACGUGCAAUCAUUCGGAGAUGAGCUUUGGUCGCGACUACUUUGAAAGUGACACGUCCGGCGAAAGUCUCUCUAAAAUCGGAGAAGAAAUCGGUCUCUUUUUAUCUGUACGAAAAGAUAUAUUGGCGUAUACUUUUUUUUCCUCUCAAAAUAAGUGUGUCUCGGUUUAUCGAGACGGUAACUGAUAAUUGGUAGGUAUGGGUAUAUGAAUUUUAGCGUUAUGUGAUGUAUAAUGAAUUGAUAUCCCGGCGAGAGUGUUCACGUUUUUACAAUUUUUCUCAUCGAUCUUUUGUACGGUUUUGUACGAUACGCAUUUUGCAUCGAUACGAUGCCAUUUGUGAUACUUUUCUUACAGGUAUUGUACAAUGAAGCUUGAAUAAAAGCUCUGUCUAAGUACACGAGAGUUCGCCAAUAUGCAUUUGAUGCGCGCGAUUAACGAUAAUUUACUUCGAUAACAGCGUACUUUUACAUACUAGCGCACUGCGACACGAUGUACCAGGAAGCUUGGGCUACUUUUUAUUUCGCUCGUGCAAUUAAGUUGCUCAUUAAAAACUCGUUAGAGCGAACGAACGUGCCGUGUAUACCGGAUCGAUGGAAAGGAUGGAGAAUUUCUUCUCGGGUACACAAUAGUUUUAUUGGGGAAAAUGAUGAAGAAAAAAAAAUUAAUUUUUACUCCCUCAGGUGCGAUCCUUUUCUUUUUCAGGCAAAUUUUUUUCGCUGAAAGGACUCGCGAUAGCGCGCGGUUCGCACCUCAUUGUUAGCAUUAUGACGCAGCGACGAACAACCAGGCGGGCACGCUCCGAGGGGGGGUCGGCCGACGCGAGAAGGGGCCCAGCGCGAUCAGUCCUCUCGCCGCUGCUUUCCGGUCACGGUGGCACGCGAGCUCGUGAAAUCGGCCUCGCGCGAUUUUCACCCGCUAGACACGUAAUGUUCUCCCGAGGGAAGUGCCCUCCGUGUUAGGCUAAUCGGAGGAAACAGGUGGAACCCGUUCGACUUCACUGUCCACCUCGGGGGGGAGGGCAGGGCAGGGUUCCCGGCGAUAUAUAUUUUUUUUUCCGGACGUGUGCCGUAGAGCUGCACAAAUAUGUGAGAAGGAGAACCUUAAGGUAUACAAAGAAUCGUACGCGAAUCGCUCGUGCCUGAAAGGAUGACUUUGUUCGAGGAUCAAACGAACCGCGAGUAUCCUCGAAUGGCAGACGAGUCGAGGCGAUCGUACAAGGUCGAGAUUUUGUUUUCUUUGAAAGAAAUGGCAAGAAAGUGCCCUUUUAAUAACUGACUUGUUUCCGUGUCUCCAGAAAGGAGGAUUUCGGAGUAGACUCCUCUCCGAAAUAAAUCAAUUCGAUUUAGGGCGACUUGGUGGAACGAAUGAACUGGUCACAGCUGACAAGAGUGUACAGCCAGGCCGCGAUCAAGUAUUGCGGUUUCUUUUUAUUUUAAUUGCAAAGCUCGCCGUUCAGAACGCGAUGUAAAAACGAGCGCGAUGCGUUUAGCGCUAGGAGUCUCGCAGAAAGGCGCCGGUUAUUUUUAUUGCGUUUUCACGGGUAAUAUACUGGUGCCCGCUCGGCAACGUAGCUGAAUGGCGAGUGCGAAGGAGGGAAUUCGCUUUUCACGCGCUACUAAGCACGUUUCGUGUCAGGAAGGCCCGUUCGUCGAUAUCAAUUCGCGGUGAGGAGUCUGAUCGAUGUUGCCGACGAAUAAGAUAUCGAUUUACAAAUGCCCUCGUCUGCGAAAUGAGAUGCAGGAUAUACGUCUUUAUUCCUCCAGGUCGUCUGUUCGAUUUUCCCAUCGGUCACAAACGAGAGCUCGAACUUUCCUCCUCAAAUUCUCGCCGCAAAGAUCGACGUAACGGGCGAAGAAAUUAAACGACCCAAGGUCCAACUUCGCCAUCCGCGGUGCGAUAUACCCGAUCAAUCUCCACUUCAUCCUUUUAAAUCGUCCGCGUUAUUUCCGAGUGUUUAAUUGCAAACGGGAGCUCGCACUUCUUCUUCGAAUCCUCGUCGUGAGAAUCGACGUGACGAGAGAGAGGCUCGGGCCAAGAUGCAAUUUCGGCCCUCGAUUUCCCCCGAGAUAAAUUCCCGUUCAGCUUCUUUCCUUCGCGCGCGCGGUUCCCGCGGGGGACGGUCGAGAAUCGAUCGCGGUCGAUCCUCGAUUCGCGAGGCGUCCCGGACUCGCGGCGCGAAUUGCGGCGCGAAUCUCGCUCGCGCCCGUAUUGCGAUAAGGAUCGAGCGGGCGAGCGAGGCGAUAACGGGUAAACGAUAACGGGGCGGACGAGUGGAAAGAAAGGGGUAUUUGGGUCCCGGUGGCUGGCAGUUGCGGCGACGCACGCGUCGCGGCCGAUCGCUGGCUCCAUCGCCGCUCCGUCCUCGUCCUCGUCGUCGUCGUCGUCUACGACUCUAUAACGUGCUCGCCUGGACAGGCGCGCACUCCCUCGCGUCGUCGCAACGUGAAAAAUCCCACACGGAUACGCGGACACGGACAGGUGCGCGCGUGGCGAGGAAGAGACUCGAGGAUGCCGCUGUUCAAGGCGCGGGCCACGACGAGAUCGCCGGUAAUGGAGAAAGCUGCGAACGGCGUGCAGUAUCGAGGCAACCAUCAGCAGCAGCAGCAGCAGCAGCAGCAACAUCAUCAUCAUCAGGUUGGCAGUGACAACGGUCAUGACAGCGGCGCGAGCGGUAACGGUACCGGUAGCCGUUCCGGCAAUGGCGCGCCUCCUCUUCAGCACGAGCAGACGAGACCGCCAGCUCGGGAGCCGAGGCCGUCGUCGCUGGUCUUCCACUGCCAGCUGGCUCACGGCAGCCCCACGGGGCUGAUAUCGGACUUCAGCAAUGUCCGAGAGCUGUACCAGAAGAUCGCCGAGCGCUACGACCUGCCCGCGGAGGAGAUUCUCUUUUGUACGCUCAACACGCACAAAGUGGACAUGACGGAGCUGUUAGGCGGACAAAUUGGCGUGGGCGACUUCAUAUUCGCGCAUAAGAAAGGCCGGCCGAAAGAGAUCGAGCUGGUGAAAACGGACGACGCGCUGGGUCUGACGAUCACCGACAACGGCGCCGGUUACGCCUUCAUAAAGCGGAUAAAGGAGGGUUCCGUGAUCGACAGGAUAAAGGUGAUCGAGGUGGGCGACCACAUCGAGAGGAUCGACUCGACCAGCCUCGUCGGCAGGCGGCACUUCGAGGUGGCGAAGAUGCUGAAGGAGAUACCGAAGGGCUCGACGUUCACGCUGAGGCUGGUGGAGCCGCAGAAGAACGGCUUCGGCAGCAUCGGGCCGCGCGGUGACCUCAAGAGGGGAAAGAAGGCCGGCUACGGAUCCGGCAAGGAGACCCUGAGAUUCAAGGCCGACGGUAGCGCGCAGAUCGUAGAGCAGAUCGAUGAUGCCGCUGUGAUAGGCGUCGAGAAGAUCAACACUAUCUUGGAGAGCUUCAUGGGCAUCUCCGAUACGGAGUUGGCCACGCAAAUCUGGGAGCUGGCCGAGGGUAAAUGCAACAGUAUAGACUUCGCCGAGGCGAUAGACAACUCCGACUUGGAGGACUUUGGUUUCACCGACGAGUUUGUGAUCGAGUUAUGGGGCGCCGUGACGGAUGCCAGAGCCGGCCGGCACCGAUGACGCGAGGAC